Messenger RNA from Saccostrea echinata, 888 nucleotides. RefSeq lists its product as uncharacterized. NCBI's taxonomy places the organism in Eukaryota, Metazoa, Mollusca, Bivalvia, Ostreida, Ostreidae. The coding region runs from base 154 to 888 and encodes 244 amino acids. The record is from RefSeq and is a predicted model, not a curated record. The transcript is spliced from 3 exons.
UAGCAAAGCUAAUAAAUUCGAAAGGGAAUAAGCCUUAUUCCCUUCCACUCAAAGUAAAAAUUUGCGGACUUAGUGGAGUGACUAAUUAUCAAGGUGACGGAGGAGAAAAAAAAAGAAUACAGAGUUUUGGGAGUUGCAGACAACACCUUGGAAAUGAAAACUGUACUCUAUGACAUGACAAAAGAGAACAUGCUGCAGCAAGGAAGCUCUGUAAUUCUUAUGAAUUACAUUUAUAAGACGGAUCCAACAGAAUCGAUCAUAUUAACAAAAAAUUCAAAAGUAAUGAGGACGUCCAACAUUGAUGUUGGGCAAGAGCUGCUGGAUAGGGGAGAAUUAAUCGCCAACCCUCCACCAGCAGAGACCAUACCUAUCAAAAGAGUUAAGAGCAGCCCCGUAAAAACCCUUGUAUCCAUUCAGGGUCGAGUUGUUUCGGAAGAGAUGAUUAGAACUGUUAAAGUUAAAGGAAAGGAUGUCCAAGUAAAAUCGGUCACCAUAAAGGAUGAAACUGAAUCGGUGAAAGUUUCAUUAUGGAGAAACCUUUCAUAUUCAGCUGGAGUUGGUAAAUUUUUGAGCUUUACUGAUGUAGUUGUUACGAGUUACAACGACGAAGUUUCUGUGUCAACCACAACAAAGACAACCAUCCAGGAAAAAGAACCACCAACUUCAGUUGUGCGGGGAUCCAUUAUUGGAUUUGAACCAAAUGACAACAGUGUUGAUCUGCUAAUGUCUGUUGGAGAAGAAUUUCCCACAUACACUGUUUCAGCAGACAUCUUAGUAAAUUUCUUUGGCUGUACCCAAGAUAAUGUCACAGAAACAUUGCAAUCAAAACUUCCUUUCCCUUGCAUAUUGCAAGUUAAAAACACUACAGUCGAAUCGGUGUCAGAGUAA